AACGGAAAGCUCCUGCCCCCUGAUCCCCCAAGCGCCCGGAUGCACAGCCACACACCAGCAACAGUCAGUCAGCCAGUCAGGACAAACAUGGUCGCCACAACUGAAGGAAGCCUUUAGGAGUCUCCGCGCUGAAUUUCUCUUUAUAAAGUAAGCGUUCUCAUAGACUAAAGCACGUAAAACCUCGCCCGAGGUCUACAUUUUCUUCUUGCUGAAGGCGUCUUUGUGGACGGGACACUUAGAGGGCCAAACAAUGGAAUGCUCUCUCCUGCCUACACUGCUCAGCACUCUACAGACUGAGGUUAAACGGCUUAGUUAGCAGUGUACCUCUCCCCCAAGAACUCUUUUAACCUGGGGAAAGUUGGAAGAAAAAAGAAACGAGCAAAGGAGAAUUUCCUUCGUAGUGCAGCACCUCACUCCAGUUCUUUGUAGUUGGUUGUUUGGCAUUCAUUUGUAAGCCUUGUGUGAACAAAAUCCAAGAUGGAAACAGAUUCGUACCUGUGGUUGGUCGUGAUUGGCUUCAUUAUAGCCUUCGUCCUGGCAUUUUCAGUGGGGGCCAAUGACGUGGCAAACUCGUUUGGCACAGCUGUCGGGUCAGGAGUGGUGACGCUACGUCAGGCCUGUAUCCUGGCUUCAAUAUUUGAGACCCUAGGCUCCAUGCUCCUUGGUGCCAAAGUUGGGGAAACCAUUCGGAAGGGAAUUAUAGAUGUUACUUUAUACAAUGACACUGUGCCGGUACUGAUGGCUGGAGAGGUCAGCGCCAUGGUCGGGUCUGCGGCUUGGCAGCUCAUUGCCUCUUUUCUGAAGUUGCCCAUUUCUGGAACUCACUGCAUUGUGGGAUCAACUAUUGGCUUCUCGAUGGUUGCUAUUGGCACCAAAGGAGUACAGUGGAUGCAGUUAGUCAAAAUUGUUGCCUCAUGGUUCAUCUCCCCUCUGCUGUCUGGCCUGAUGUCUGGCCUGCUCUUCUUCAUCAUCAGAUAUUUAAUUCUCAGCAAGGAUGACCCUGUUCCCAAUGGUCUCCGCGCUUUGCCCCUCUUCUACGCUUCGACCAUAGGAAUCAACACCUUCUCCAUCAUGUACACUGGAGCUCCCUUACUGGGCUUGGAGAUGCUCCCCGUCUGGGCUAUUGCCCUCAUUACCUUGGCUGGCGCUGUGGUAUGUGCCGGUGUGGUCUGGUUUUUUGUUUGCCCCUGGAUGAGAAGAAAAAUAGCAAGUCGCCUGAAGAAAGAGCACGCUCUUUCCCGCAUCUCUGAUGAGAGUUUGGAUAAAAUUCCGGAGGAGGAAGAGGAAGCCCCCGUGUUUAAAGAGCUCCCAGGUGCGAAAAACAGCAACGAUGCUGUGCUGCCCUUGACCGAGGAGUCCACAGGGGAGCUGAACAGUCUGGCUAAUGGAGGCACUGUUCUCCCCAACGGCAGAGUGUAUGGCCGUACCAACUCCAUGACCAACGGCUGCCUCAAGUCACCCAUUUCCAAUGGGGGAUUCAGCUUUGACGGACACAUGCGCAGCGACGGCCAGGUCUAUCACACUGUUCACAAGGACUCUGGUCUUUACAAGGAUCUCCUACACAAGAUCCACCUGGGCCGCCUGGAGGACGAGCGCAGCGCCUCGCGUGCCGACAACAACUACCGCCACCUUCGCCGCAACAACAGCUACACGUGCUACACAGCAGCCAUCUGCGGCAUGCCGAUGACACCCUUGAUACGCUCGGAGUCCAGCGCCCCUCCUCCAGAGGACAGCGAGAAGUUAGUGGGCGACACCGUCUUCUAUUCCAAGAAGCGAUUGCGGUAUGACAGCUACUCCAGCUACUGUAACGCGGUCGCGGAGGCCGAGAUUGAAGCGGAGGAAGGUGAUGUGGAUGUGAAGUUGGCAGCCGAUAAAAGGGAGCCCCUUGCCCCUCCUGAAGGUGUGGAGGACGGCAUUGAUGAGGAAAAGGAAGAGAAGGACAAUGCUCAAGUCUACCUGCUCUUCCACUUCCUGCAAAUCCUCACCGCCUGUUUCGGAUCGUUUGCGCACGGGGGGAAUGAUGUCAGUAAUGCAAUUGGUCCUUUGGUGGCCCUGUGGCUGAUUUACGACCAGGGUGGGGUGAUGCAGGAAGCGGCCACACCGAUCUGGCUGUUGUUCUAUGGCGGCUUGGGAAUCUGUGCUGGUUUGUGGGUUUGGGGUCGACGUGUCAUUCAGACAAUGGGCAAAGACCUCACUCCCAUCACCCCCUCCAGUGGAUUUUGCAUUGAAGUAAUGAGCGCUCUAACCGUGCUUGUUGCCUCAAAUGUGGGCGUUCCUAUAAGCUCCACCCACUGCAAGGUGGGCUCAGUGGUGGCCGUGGGCUGGAUCCGCUCUAAGAAGGCUGUGGACUGGCGUCUCUUCCGGAACAUCUUCCUGGCCUGGUUUGUCACUGUUCCUUUAGCAGGCCUCUUCAGCGCUGCUGUCAUGGCCCUGUUCGUCUACGGCAUACUACCUUACGUCUGAGAUGGGAAAUGGAGAAGAGAGAAGGAGGUAUAGGAGGGUAAUGAUGAAAAAAUAAAGCAGAGACAGAAACAACAACAACAACAACAACAAAAAAAAAUUUAAAAAUGAUAUAAGGGGACAACCAGAGGGUAGAGAGAGUCUUCAAAUGCUGCCUGGGAAAGCGUCCAGAAUCCUUUGACUUAAAUAUCCUUAAUCUUGUCAAGAGUAUUUAUUUCCGUUUCAUUUUUUUUCUCAUUGUUUUGUUGAAAUGUUACCAUAAACCACAAGUCAAGGUUCCAAAAAAUAGUUCUUGUACAUCUGUGGUCCUACAUGUUCAAAAGGAGUAGACAGAACUGGACAGAUGUGCACAAACUGCCAAUCUCACAUAAAAUAUCAGUACAUAAGGAACGGGACUUUUAUGGCACAAUUCACAGUAUAUUGGCACAAAAUAUAGUUAACUAUUCCUGGGCCUCUAAAUGUAAUGUUUUGAAAUAUGCCGUGUGUGGUGUGUUAUAACCGCACCUUUAUUGCCAUUCGCUGAAACAUCAAACUUCUGCGUAAAUGACACUGAGAAGCAUCCUGCUGUUCAAAACCUACGUUAAUCAUACCUCAGUCAAUUCUCUAUGCCACAUAAAAGACAAGUGACAAAACUGUGCUAUCUCAUAAUACAUGACAUAUUAUAAGAUUUAUAAAUUUUUGGGUGGAGAAUGUGCAAGAAUUCCCUGUUCUUUUAUUGUUGUAUUUAUUUUUCGAUAUGUUACCGUUCAGACUUUUUUUUUUUUUUUAAAACAAAGGUUUUGAACUAUGUAUACUACUAUAAUUUCUACUGUGUAUAUAUUCAGCUUUGGAUUUUAGAUUUUUAGUUAUGUCUUAUUUCGAGGUCUUAUAUUGUUACAUGUAAGGAGACUUUAGACCAGGUUUGGUAGUUGCAUGAAACGUAUGCUCUUCCAAGCAUAUGAAAAUGAUCAAAUAUGAAAGAUUUAAUUUCCUAUGACAAGACGCUACAUUCAUAAUCCUGUUAGGGUAUUUCGAGAAUAACUUCAAAAUGAUUUACCAUUUUUUUUUUUUCUCCAAUCGACUAACCUAGAAGAUUCCCAUGUCAGUGAAAAGUUAGGAAUUCACCAAACUUAACGAGGGGAUAAAGAAACAUAUCUGAGGUAUUAAAUGUAAACUUUUUUUAAUCCAUACACAUCAAUAGGUGAUUUGAACUCAUUUGAUUUGAUUCCCUUUUUGGAAAAUAGCCAAAGAUUCUGAUGGUCAAGUUUAAUUGCCAAACUCUUUGACGGUGUUUGUAAUUAUAACAAUCUAAAUGAUGUCCAAACAAAAGAGAUCCGUUUAUCUCUGUAUUGCGGAAAGUAUAUAAAGGAUGCUAGUAGUUCUGUCUAGCCCUGGUAUAAAAUGGUCUUCGAGCCCAAUGGAAGAUGCCAAUAUAAAAACCUGUAUGUGCCGGAACAGCCAAAAUCCCCUAACGGGCCCUUGGGUGAACCCAUUAAUCCAGCACAAACACACAAACGUAGAUUUAACCAGUUCACAUAGAUGUAUUUUUUUUUUUUUUUUUUGGGGAGGCAGUAUUAGAUGCUGGGGUCUGGCUAUCGGUGAAUCUCACAUCAGCAUCCAGUUACUUGAUUCAGCCUCACUGAUAAAGCCUUCAGUACUGAUAUCACAUUGAGCUUUAUCAGAAGAGGAACUUUUUUUAACAUCAGGUCAAGAUGUAACAACAUAUUUGUGGCCCUGACACCACAAGAAACCAAAAAGUCUCAUGAUUUCCGUCCAAAAAAAUGAUCAUGGUAUAUCAGCUGAACUGAGCUUAGAUGUUUGUCAGACACCAUUGUAAUCUGCCUCGGGAUAGUCACCUGAUUUGGAAACUGUACAAACGUGUGGCUUAUAACCAAUGCAAAGUGUUGCUGUUUCUUUUUGUGUGUGUGUGUGUAUUAAUUUUGUUUUUAUUUUUCAUCAAGAACAAAUCUAUGCUUAAAUGGCCAUUUGCCUUGUAAUGUUGUGCUUUACCGUUUGUUGGAUACAGUAACUUCAGUACUGUGGUGUUUACAUUGUAAUCAUAUUGUAGAAUAACUUGCCUAAAUAUGCCAAUCAACUAACUAAUAAUCACAAAUUAAAUAUGAAAUAACCAGGCAUAGUGCAAAGGUGUUUCAUGUCAUUUUGUGUUUUAGCAGUGUGAUCCAUCAUGAUCCUGUGUUACUCACACUGCUAUUUGUAGUACACAACUUUACAUGGUGGAUAAGAUUUAAAAAAAGAAAAAAAAAAAGAGAGAAAUGAAUAGAUAUAUAAAUUUCAUUAAACUAUAUUUUUCUACAUAUAUAAGUUUUACCUAGGUGGCGACUUCUUACGUGGAGAGUAAACUGGGCUCCUGAGCAGCGAUUAUGUGGAAGUACCAGUAACUAUUAUAAGGAAAUGCAGUGUUGAAUAGCACUGAACAUUUUCUUAAAGAUGAUUUAAUCGCAAAAGAGUAAGACAGGGGUUAGUAAUGUGGAUUGGUUCCAUAUAUCCAUUGUUUUUUCUUGCCUAGGGACAUCUCUCUCCCUUGCGUGAGAGAGAGAGGUUGUGAGUUGUUAAAAUUCAACAGUUUUUCAUGAUUAUUUUUUGAGAAGUAAGGUUGAAUACCUUUGUAAUUUUGUUUCCCUGAAAUGCAAUAUUAAGCUGCCAGACUGUGGUCAAUCGGACCUUCACCAGCAGUGGCGUUACCAAUGUUGAGAGUCAGACGGGCACAGCGAAAAGUUUUACUAACAUGCAUCCGAUAUUUUGCAUCAAACUGGCGAUGUAAUCAGCCUUUCUGCUACGACUUGGUUAGUUUUAUAGCGAAAUCACACCAGCGAAAUCAUUCAUAAAAAUAAAAAGCCAGAAAAACUUUACACUAGUACACGAAUUCAGACGCUCUGGGUUUGACCAGCACACAUGCGCUUGUGUGUUGCCUAAAGGGGGUGAUUUAGUUGCUUUCAAAUAGAUCUAACAUUAAACCAAAUGUUAAGAAGUAAUUUGCUAGAAAAAUUGACUUGUACUACUUUUUUGAUAAAGCAACAGUUGGAAGAGAAUUUAAUUGAGAAAUUUAGUUCAUUUAAAAGUGAUGUACGCUAAUUCCCACUAUAGUACGAAACCCCUGAAGCGAUAUGGUGAUGGAAAACAUGUAUUUCAAUGCUUUUGCGUUUCCCCUAGAAACUUUGCGCUCGCUUGCAAAGAACUCAAAAGUUUUGAGAGCGAGUGCACAAACGUUUCUUGGGGAGGUGAAAUAUCUCACCUUUUCCCUCCCAUCUCAUAUUUUUUCCUUCACCAUAUCCCUUUAGGGGCUCCGUAGCAUCCCUUGUACAACACAGGAAAUGCGAGUUGCGUUUAAUUUAGCAAUCGUCUGCGUUCAGGUAUUUGUGUAACUGAACAUUGGGCUGCAGUAGUUUGGCCACUGACUUAGUUCUGAGUUACAUGAUCAAAGAAUGGCAUUUUAGCCACAGUGCAUUGCCAUUUUGUGCUUUUUUUUUUUUUGGAUGAACAUUUUAUAAUUGGACAUAUCCAAAGAAAUCACUAGGUAGGAGUUGCACAAACAAAAUCAUUCAUAUCCUCAACCGGCAUGAUAACAAAAGGUUUCAUAACUGUCCUUGGCUGCCUAUUCUCCCGUAGUGUACUAAUAUCACUUACGUUUCCAUGUUCUUAUCCGCAAUUGAAAAUAGAAUGUAGCCCAAUCCUCUGCUGGCCUGCUGAUUGCCUGCUGUGCCGUCUCUAUUUCCAUGAUGAAGUGAAUGCUAUGCUGUUAACUGUCUGGUACCAUCUGAAGACAGGG
This is a messenger RNA of Pimephales promelas (fathead minnow), 6226 nucleotides long. RefSeq names its product solute carrier family 20 member 2 (gene slc20a2). The record is from RefSeq and is a predicted model, not a curated record. Lineage: Eukaryota; Metazoa; Chordata; Actinopteri; Cypriniformes; Leuciscidae. Gene Ontology annotation, cellular component: membrane. Gene Ontology annotation, biological process: phosphate ion transmembrane transport. Gene Ontology annotation, molecular function: phosphate transmembrane transporter activity.